This is a messenger RNA of Stegostoma tigrinum, 1100 nucleotides long. Its product is annotated as probable G-protein coupled receptor 139. The record is from RefSeq and is a predicted model, not a curated record. Lineage: Eukaryota; Metazoa; Chordata; Chondrichthyes; Orectolobiformes; Stegostomatidae. The transcript has 2 exons. The coding region runs from base 155 to 1066 and encodes 303 amino acids. Gene Ontology annotation, biological process: G protein-coupled receptor signaling pathway. Gene Ontology annotation, cellular component: membrane. Gene Ontology annotation, molecular function: G protein-coupled receptor activity.
GCUCCAGUGAAAGAAGUGCCAGCCUCUCCAGCCUUGCCUUAUAACUCAAACCUUCCAUUCCUGACAACGUCCUGGGGAAUCUCUUCUGAACCCUCUCCAGUUGGGUAAUAUUCUUGCUGCAACUGGACACAGUAUUCCAGAUGAGGCGUCACCAAUGUCCUAUAAAACAUCACAUAAAGUCCCAAAUUCUACGCUCAACGGACUGAGCAAUGAAGCAAACCUAAUGACCAUCGUGGUUUUGUCCCGGGGAAAUUGUGGCAUCUCCCGAUGUACUGGUCGGUAUCUGGUGUCCAUGACAGUUGCAGAUUUGCUUGUUAUCAUCUUCUGUGUGAUCUUGAACCAUCUCGGAUCUCUCCACCUUCCCAUCUCCUUCCUCAAGCACUACCACGUCUGCAGUCUGAACAGCAUCACGAAUGCAGCAGUGGUGGACAGCUCAGUCUGGCUCACUGUCGCCUUCACCCUUGAUCGCUUCAUCGCUGUCUGUUGUCCGAAGUGGAAGGUGCGAUACUGCACAGAGAGAACGGCAGCCUGGGUAAUCCUGACAAUCUGCACAGUGAGCUACCUGAGAAACAUCCCGCGCUACUUCACCUAUGAACCUGAUCCCACCCGUGGACCAUUCCCACUCUGCCGCCUCCGUAAUCUGUGUACCAAAACUCCUUGGGCAGCCUAUCUGUGGUCGGCCACCAUCUUUACACCCCUCAUUCCCUACGUAUCCAUCUUACUCCUGAAUGUCCUGACUGUCAGGCACAUCCUGGUGGUCAGUCGUGUCCGUAAGACAUUCCGGAGUCAAGGCCACAAUGGAAAAGAUGGAGAUCCAGAGAUGGAGAGUCGAAGAAGAUCCAUCAUCCUGCUCUUUGCCAUAUCAGGAAACUUCAUCGUGUUGUGGAUGACCAGGGUGGUGGACUUUGUGUUCCAGGAAAUGUUGCUGAACUUGAGCUCAAUGAGCAUAGUUACCCAUGUCGGGGAGAUGCUGAUGUAUCUGAGCUCUUGCACCAACACCUGCAUUUACACACUCACCCAGGCAAAGUUCAGGGGGGAGAUUCUGGACUCAAUAUCAAACUCAUAAAUUUUAGGGCCUGCGUACCUUCUCCCAUGUCCUU